CCGAGAAACUAAUAAUUAUGGAUGACAAAGGCACAAAUAUUCCACACCACAUUCUCGGACCUUACAACGAGGGAUCCAGCGUGAAUAUUACCUGCAUCGCCACUGGAGGCCGUCCAACUCCCAGAGUGACGUGGUGGCAGGAGAAUGCUUUGCUGGACGAUUCGUAUGAGCAAGUGCCGGAUCGUCGAGUGCAGAAUGUUCUUCGUCUCGAGAAACUAGGGCGACGGCAUCUUCACACUGAAUUCACAUGUCAGGCCAGCAACAACAAUUUGGUGGCGCCCAUUUCCAGCACCGUCUCUCUCGACAUGAACCUUCGACCUCUGUGGGUUAGACUGCAGGGAGAAAAUCACCCCCUCUCAGCUGACAAUACGUACGAGUUGGAAUGUGAGGCUGUGGGAGCAAGACCACCCCCGGUGAUGAGCUGGUGGAAGGGCAGCAUCCCCCUGCGAAACACCAGAGAAACUACGAGUCCUGACGGUAACACGACGACAAGUACGGUAACAUUUGUGCCCACCAUGGAAGACAGCGGGAAGAUCCUGACAUGCCGAGCCAACACUCCACUUAUUGACGAGAGUACCCUGGAGGAUGGCUGGAAACUCAACAUCCACCAUGUGCCAAUUGUGAGCCUGGAACUUGGGAGUAAUCUCAAUGCCAGUUCAAUACGAGAAGGAAUUGAUGUGUACUUCGAGUGUAACAUAAAGUCGAACCCUUGGGUGUACAAGGUCAGCUGGAGACACAAUGGCAAAACGCUGUUCAACAACGCAAGUAUGGGUACAAUCGUGAGUAACCAGAGCCUGGUCCUCCAGUCAGUAACAAGGGCUCGAGCUGGUCUCUACACGUGUGUGGGCAGCAAUCAGGAAGGUGACGGCGAAAGCAACCCCGUCUCUCUGGACGUGAAAUUCGCUCCAGUGUGUAAACCGGGUCAGCAGAAAGUCCAUGGCGUUGCCCGGCAGGAAGCAGCAAAGAUCCUCUGCGAGCUGGAAGCGAACCCACAUGAUGCGGUCCACUUCACCUGGAAAUUCAACAAUACAGCCGAGAUCAUUGAUAUUCCUGCUUCACAUUUCACUACAGACCGAGCCCGUAGCAUGGCCUCUUAUACUCCCAUGACAGAGCUUGAUUACGGCACGCUUCUCUGCUGGGGACGCAAUGAACUCGGCGCUCAGAAAGCACCCUGUGUCUUCCACAUCAUUCCAGCAGGAAAGCCAGAUGGUCUACAAAACUGCACAAUAUUAAACCAAACAGCAGAAUCACUGCAUGUAGAAUGUACAGAUGGUUUUGACGGUGGACUACCUCAGGAAUUUAUUAUGGAAGUUUACGACGCAGUGACCCAGAAUCUCGUCACCAAUGUGACCUCAAGAGUGCCAGUGUUUACAGUCAAUGGACUGGAGUCUGGUCUUGGUUUUGAUAUAUCCCUGUAUGCAGCCAAUGCAAAGGGGCAUAGUGAUCCAGUGCCUCUCCAUGCUUACACAUCAAAAGCAGCAGAGAAGCACACAGGUUGGUCAGAUAAACCGCAGCCUCCUGAGAAAUGCACGAUCAUACACCAGACAGUCAGUUCGCUGAGAGUAGGUUGCUACACUCCCCCUGAGGUUCUUCACCAUGAUCACCCUGAUGAUGUCCCCACAACCUAUGUGCUGCAAGUGUUCGACGCAGAUACAAGGCAUCUGGUAGCCAGUGCCACGUCUCUGACAGCAGGGAUGCUGGAGAUAACAGAUCUGCCCACCAACCACAGGGGUCUCAUGUUAUCUGUUCGCACAGUGACAGCUCAUGCCAUGAGUGAUGCUGUGUCCAUCUACGCAAUAUUGCCCAAACAACAAGAUCACCGUGGUGCUGCAACACCUGCAAUUCUGCACAUUACACCAAUCCUAGGGGUUCUCAUUGGUGUUGUCACUGCACUAGUGCUUGUAGCUGUCAUCAUAGUGGUAGUGAUGCGGCUCCGAGGUCACGGGGAUGAAGAUGUGAAAGAGCACGAAGAUGGUAGUGGUAACAGUGGGAGAAGAGCAACACCACCUGGAGGUGACAAAGCCAGCUCUAUUCCGCUCAACAAGGACACAGAUGAAAGCAUGGAUAGUAUGGAUGAAAAAAAUCCUGACAUCAUUCCUCAGAACAGUGAUACAGAUUAUCAAGAUCCAGAUGAAAAAGCAUUUGAGAAGCUAAAUAAUGCUCCAAACAGGAUCUAUGCUAAUAUGACAUCACGGCUACAGUCAUCACCAAAUAAUGGCAUGUAUGAGAACACCAACAACAUCAUGAACAUCCCCAAAACUAAUGAUGAAAUCACGUAUGCAGAACUGUCGCCAAUGUAUGGCACAUCAACUCUCAGACGUCAGCAGUCACACCAAGAACCAACGGUCUAUGCGCAGAUUGAUGUGAGCAAGAAAUUGGCCCCAGUCACAACUUCAGCUCCAGAAGGCUGUCAUCCCUCAGCACUUCCCCUGCUGCACCAUCCCCAUCUGACUGCAUACCAGCAGCCCCUUCAUGUCCUGCAGCAACGCCCCCCCAGGCCUUGUGAUGAGCCCCUCCCUGAUCAGCAGGCUGAUGUCGAGACGCCUCUCAUCUCUCGCACAACAUCGACACCACACAGAGAAAGCACGGUGGGACACCAGCAUCCCAUGUCAGAACCAGGAGGGCGAAUUCCCACAUCUCAAGGUCCCCGUGUGACAACUACAAGGUUCUGACUGUCUAAUGCUGAAGUAUGAUGCACAUUUCAUCAGAUCAUGAUGAAUCAAUUUGUACAGUAGUAAACCAGCCAGACCACAGUACAAGUGAAGGAAAGAUGAAUCUGAGAGCUGAGUUAUAUGGAGUAUCACAAGAAAACAGAGAAUUUCGCUAUCUGAAUUCUUCUUCAGUGGCCAUCAGUCAAUUUAAUAUGUACAAGUAAUCUGUGUGUGUGUGCAGGGGACAGAAAUGUUCAGUGUGUCACUCCAACUGAAGGCAAAAAAUCUUGAAUCGUUUUCUAGGCAUAUUCAUUUGGAAGAGUAAUAUAGAAACAUUGAUUACUGAGCGUUAUAAUGGUCAUGACCAGAUUCGUUUUCUGCUUCUGAUAUCUCUAAGCAGGUUCAGAGAAGAAAUUAAAACCUCAACUUCAGUUCAUGUUGGCUGCUGAUGUAACCAGUGUGUGAAACCGCUAAAUCCAAAGGAAUUUAAGACACUGAAAUAAACAGUGAAUUAUGUAAACAUUUUCUUAUUCUAGUUUAAUAAAACAAGGAAAAUGACUUGCAGGGAAGGGAUCUGAGUGAUUUUUGUUUCUCAGAAUUUAAAAGUGUCAUACUCCAAGACUAUAACUUUUUUAAGGAGGUUAACUAUAUAGAAUAUUAUUCCAUUUGUACUACAAGAAAACAGUGAUAUUUGUAUCUGCAAAACCUCACUGUUGUUUGUAUGCCGAGAUGGGGUGCAUUGUCAGUCUAUUCUGAAUUUUUUAUAUUCAUCAAGCCAAAUGAGUUUUGAAAGAGAUCAAAAUCUCAUUUUUUUAAGUGUGAUUGAGUAUGAGUGAUUUUAAAUGAAUGAGUGUCUGCAAGAGAAAUGACUUACAUAAAGCAAAGUAAAUGCUUAAACAAUCCAUUUUCAUAGGCAUUUGUCUUAAAAUUUUGUUUUUUUUUUUCUGAGGGAAUGUGCAAAAAAGGUAGAAGAAGAUUUAUUUACAAUAUGAGUAUUAAGUGGUAAUAUUCCAAGAAAAGUGGGGUUGAAUUUAUCCAUAUUAAGACAUAUACAUGGCCACAUUUAUAAACAUUUUAAGGUUUCUGAUUUUUACACAAAAGCUUUAUGACAUGUAGAGUAAAGAGACAAAAGUAAAGGAAGACAAUCAUGAUAAAAUGACUGCAGGAUAGACAAGAACUAUUAACAUAAGUAUAUAUAUUUAGGUUUAAUUUCCCAACACUUUUACAGGCAUUUUGUGUUUAUGUUAAUUAUCUGUUAUUUAAUCAGUGUGAAUUCAGUCACAGACAAGGUAACACAGUUCAGUUAUUUUAUGUACUCUUCUAGGCUAUGACAUAUCUUACAUAAAUUACAGUUCUAUAAAAUUAAAAUUCAUAAACUCUGAUUCUUUCCUGGGACUUAAAGGCACAGUCUGCUCAUGAAUGUCCAAAAUUAUAUGAGGCUGUGAUCAUCAUUGCUGUUUCAUGGUUGUGAAAAUAGGACACUUAGAAUUGAAGUGGCAGAAUGUGGUUAUUGGCAGAAGUCACUAGGAAUAGUUUAGUAUAUAAAAAAACAAAGUUAAUGUAAGAUAGAAUUUAAUAUAUGUUAAAUUGAUGGGGUAAUAAAGUGUUGUCACUCUGGCUGAAAAAAACUAUGUAACAAAAUUCCUGGUAACCAUAUAUCAGAAGUGUUAAUGAAGUAUGAUACAGGAAUUGAAAGAUGAUGACAUAAAAGUAGGAAGAGUUGAUAUUGCAAUUCUGAUGAAUUUGGAACUAGUCUAGCCCCUAACUUUGAUGUUAAUGGUCUUGCAGUUUACAGGAUACAGAUCACCCAUCCCUACAUAACAUGCAAGUAUUUUGAUUUGUUUAGAAUGUUUGCCACUUUGCUUAUUACCAAGAGUUUUAAUUAUGAGAUUUUGAUAUGGUUAUAAUAGUUCAUAAACUAAGGACUAAAUUACUUCAACAUAAUAAUAGUAUAGCAUCUUUAGUUUUAAAAGCUUCAUACCUGUAAAACAUCUUAAAUAUUUAGGGAGACAACAUUGGGUAUAUUUCUUCCUACUCUUAUAACCCCAUAGGUGAUACUUUGAACAUAUGUCCCUGCAAACCUAGCAGUGGGCAGGGAUCAACUUAUAAAUUGAAAUUGAAAGAAAGUAAGUACUAGUAAUCAUACUGUGUUUGGGCAUGUCUGAAAAUUUCAGAAGUUUAUACAUAAUUUAAUAAAUUAUGUAAAACAUGCUAAUGUGCUCUUCAAUGCUCUCUCAGUACUAUAAGAGAUCCUACAUAACUAACUAAUGUUUAUUGGCUGUGCAUUUCAUUAUUGUAAUAGUAGCUCAUGUAUGCAGUCCAACCAGCCUCAUGAUGCGCCUUUUAAAAUACUCAUAUAAUUUUCCUUGGCACUACAGCCCCAGUGGGACUAGGCCUACCUCCAUGAACUUCUCCAUUCACUUCGGUUUU
Messenger RNA from Cryptotermes secundus, 5081 nucleotides. Its product is annotated as hemicentin-1. The coding region runs from base 18 to 2672 and encodes 884 amino acids. Lineage: Eukaryota; Metazoa; Arthropoda; Insecta; Blattodea; Kalotermitidae. The transcript has 13 exons. Gene Ontology annotation, molecular function: protein binding. The record is from RefSeq and is a predicted model, not a curated record.